This is a messenger RNA of Cordyceps fumosorosea ARSEF 2679, 1767 nucleotides long. Its product is annotated as checkpoint protein kinase. The transcript has 2 exons. Gene Ontology annotation, cellular component: kinetochore; nucleus; spindle. Bases 1 to 1767 code for a protein of 588 amino acids. Gene Ontology annotation, biological process: peptidyl-serine phosphorylation; mitotic spindle assembly checkpoint signaling; chromosome segregation. Lineage: Eukaryota; Fungi; Ascomycota; Sordariomycetes; Hypocreales; Cordycipitaceae. The record is from RefSeq and is a predicted model, not a curated record. Gene Ontology annotation, molecular function: ATP binding; protein serine/threonine kinase activity; protein serine/threonine/tyrosine kinase activity.
AUGACCAAGGCGGCGCCCAUGGAGGAGGACUGGGCGCGCGACAGCUCCGACGACGAUGGCGACCCGUCGAUGCCCGCGUUCCGGCUCCACGCGGUGACCGAGGCGCUCCUGGCGGACCUCGACCCCACGGCCACGGCGACGCAGGAGGACGGACGCUCCGUCGACCGGCGGAGGCGGGAGUUUGGGCGUCGGCGCGGAAAGCUUCCGCAAGAGGGCCCGGCGGCCGCGACCGGUAGCACACCGCUCGUUGGAGGCGACUCGGUCGCGUUGGGGCCCGGGUUUGCGGCGAUGGCGAGGCCGCCGAGGAGGCCGCGGGGACGAGUCAGCCUCGACGUGCAGGAUUAUUUGGACCAGAGGGAGCAGGAUGAAGAGAAUCGCGGUGAGAAUGAGAGGCCGCGCCUUGAGCUCGAGGUGGAGGCAAUUCCGCGCGCUCACAACGACGGUGAGCACAACAAUGGCAUGAGGUCGCUUGAAUGCGGCGGUGGCCAACAGAGACCCGCAGGAGAACUGGGCUCCUUGAAUACAUCUAUACCGGAGCGACCAAUGCGCAGAGUUGUCAUCUCGCGCUCAAGGCGGGCUGGGGGGUCGCCCAAAACCUCAUCAACACCCCCUCAGUCGCAGCGGCCCGGCACGGUGGCGGCCGUGGUGACGACACCCGAGAAGCAGCCGGUCCCGGCAACCACCACCAGACACCGACGGAUUAUUAUCCGCGGCGUCUCGUACCGGAUCCUGCGCAAGCUGGGCCGGGGCGGCAGCGGGCGCGUCUACGAGGUCAUGGCGCCGGAUACGCGGACGUGGGCGUUCAAGGCAAUCCCGCUGGCCGCGCUGGACGACGUCGCGAAGCGCCAGAUCCAGAACGAGGUGGCGCUGCUUCAGAGUCUGCGAUCGACGGACAGGGUGGCCGCUCUUCACGACUGGUGCGUGGACGAGGCCAAGAAUGCCGUUCACAUAAUCAUGGAAUUAGGCCAGAUUGACCUGGAACACGUCAUCAGGGACCACCUCGAGCGCGAGCCGCGGCUCGACCCCGUCUUUGUCGGGCACUACUGGCGCGAGACGCUGCGGUGCGUGGCGGCGCUGCACGCGCACGGCAUCGUGCACGCGGACAUCAAGCCGGCCAACUUUGUGUCGAUGGGCGGGGUCCUCAAGAUCGUCGACUUUGGCGUGGCGCACGGCCUGCCGGACGACACGGCGCACCUGUACCUGGAGAACCCGGCGGGCACGCCCAGCUACAUGGCGCCGGAGACGCUGCGGGCCCUGCGCGAGCAGCGGCAGCAAGCCUCCCCCACCCGGCAAAGAUGCGACCGCGUGGUGCGCUUCGGGACGCCGGCCGACGUGUGGAGCCUGGGCUGCGUGCUGCACCUGAUGGUCUACGGGGCGUCGCCGUUCGCGCACGUGCGAGGCCUGGCGGCGCGGGUGCUGGCGAUCGCGGACGACGGCGGGGUGCCGGUGGAGGCAGGGGGGCAAGGGCUCGGCGGGGUGCCGGUGCCGGAGGCGCUGAGGCGGACGGUAGAGGCGUGCUUAGACAGGGACCCGGGGCGGAGGCCGACGGCGGCGGGGCUGCUGGCGGGCCGCGCGGACGGGAUGGUAGCAACGGAGGCGGCCGCGCGUAGUGACGACGAUGGUGGUAGCGUGAUGGGGAGGGAUAGGGUGAAUGUGGUGGGCAGGGCGAUUGGCGACGUGCUGGAGGGUAUGGCGACGAGGCCGGUGCCGAGGACGGUGCUGGACACGUGGGUGAGGGAGGCGCUGGACGAGGUUGGGCUGUCUUGA